This is a messenger RNA of Eufriesea mexicana, 2370 nucleotides long. RefSeq names its product zinc finger protein 90 homolog. NCBI's taxonomy places the organism in Eukaryota, Metazoa, Arthropoda, Insecta, Hymenoptera, Apidae. Gene Ontology annotation, biological process: regulation of transcription by RNA polymerase II. Gene Ontology annotation, molecular function: sequence-specific DNA binding; DNA-binding transcription factor activity, RNA polymerase II-specific. The coding region runs from base 1 to 2370 and encodes 789 amino acids. The record is from RefSeq and is a predicted model, not a curated record. The transcript has 4 exons. Gene Ontology annotation, cellular component: nucleus.
AUGUCAAAUAUUAAAUAUCAACAAUUGAAAAAAUUGUCAGAACAUUCAUUUGAAAACCAGGUAAAUUCAACAUUACAGGUAGUACAAAAGUUGUCUACAGAAAUUAAUGAAGUCCAUGUCUUUGAUUAUUUGCAAGCAUGUGUAAAUAAUAUUGAAACUAAAGAUUCUGAAAUAAAUCAUUCCUCAACAUCUACAUAUAAUACAAAUAUUGAGUUACAAGUAAAAAACAAAAAUAAUGACUGUAAAAAUAAUAUAGGAUUUGAUUUCAUAAAAAUUGAAAGUACUUCUCAACGAAAAAUAUCAAAUUCUCAAAGCGACUUAAAAUUUAAAUAUGCAGAGCAAAAUCAUUUAAGAAUGAAAAAUGAAUCUAUGGAAUCUAUAAUUGAAUUAAAUGAAGAAACUACUUAUUCUAAUGAUAUUAAAUCAGUAACAACAGUUAAUAAUGGAAUUAGUACAGAGGAUAUAAAAGGUAAUAAUAUUCCUAUUAGAAUAAAAAAGACUUUUAUAUUUGAAACAAAUAGUUGUACUCAAAUUAAAGAUAAAUUAUAUAAUUUAGAAAUUAAAAAUGAAAAUUUGAAUGAUGAAAAUAAUGAUCCUGAAACCAAAUUCAUAACAUCAACUAAUCAAAAUAAAGUUAAAAUCAACAAUUUAAUCAUGCGAAAUAAACAAAUUAAAACAUGUAGUCAGUGUUCAAUGACAUUUAGAUAUAAAAGACAUUUAGAUCGACAUUUGGAAGGCCAUCAAAAAAAUAAUUGUUCUCAUUGCAAUGCAAAAUUUGCUAGACGUAAGCAUCUUGAUAUACACUUAUUCCGUUCACAUGGUGAAAGAGUAACAAAAUAUCCACAUUCUUGUGAUGUAUGUUCUCGUAGUUUUCCUAAACGAAUUUUAUUAAACCGUCAUCGUGCAAAGCACAACUAUGAAAAUGGUAAAGUUUGUUCAGAUUGUGGAGAAAUGUUGAAAGCAGAAGAAGAUGAUAAGGAACACAAAGAAAAUCAUUGUUCAAAAAAGCAAUUUAAAUGUAAAAGAUGCUUACAAACAUUUAGUAUUGAACAAACAUAUGUAACUCAUAUCCAAAAUCAUGAUAAUCAUAAGUGUACAAAGUGUGAUGUCACUUUUGCCUCUAAAAAAAAAGUGCAUGAACAUUAUAAAAUGGUACAUUCUUCAAAACUGAAUCAUGAUAAAAUUUCAAAUAAUGGUAUUUAUUUUUGUGCUGACUGCAGACACACUUUUUUAAAAAAAGAUGAUUAUUCACGUCAUUUAGAUUCUACAUCACAUCUUAACAAAGUAAAUAGAGAAAUAUCUUUAAGGGACAUUUUCAUAUGCCCAAUUUGUUCUAAGAAAUUAAUUUCACGAAGAGUUCUUGAUCAGCAUAUUAGACGUAUACAUAAAGAAGACAAAAAAUUUAUAUGCAAUAUAUAUGGUUGCACAUUUCAAUGUGCAAGAAAAUCUGAUUUAGAUAGGCAUAAGCAGUUACAUGUAGAACAAAGAAACAUCAUAUGUGAACAAUGUGGUAAAACUUUUACUAGUGUUAGUAUACUUAAUGAUCAUGUUCUUUAUAUACAUAAUAAGGAAAGACAAUUUAUAUGUGAAGAAUGUGGUAAAACAUUUAAAAGAAAUAGUUUAUUAAAAAGACAUAAAUUAUCUCAUCAACAAUAUCGACCAUUUGCUUGUAUGCAAUGUAAUACUGCUUUCAAACGAUCCCAUCAUCUCACUCGCCAUAUGGAAACUUGUCACAGAAUUACACUUGAAAAGAAAAAAAAGGUUGUAAAACUCAUGAAAACAGAAGAUGGUCAUCUUGUUCCAAUACCAGAAAAACCAAAAAGUCUUAAAUCUAAAAAACUAAAAAUCAAAACAGGAUGUAAUACAAUUUUGACAUCAGAUGACACAACUCCUGCUUUUCAAAACCCGGAUAUUAUAAACAAACAAUUUGAGCCAAAUUUGGAAGCACAAAUAUUAUCUAAUUCUAAUGACCUAUACGAAAAUUCAACAUUGUCAUUAGAACUUACAAAUUUAUUAUCGAGUACAGACUCUAUUCCUCAGGUUCUUUCAUUAGUAGAUAUUAAUGCAGAACAAAUUGUGGCUGUAGAAGUUACAAGUCCCAAAACAUUAAUAAUGAAUGAUCUUAUAGAUCAAUUUGAAACAAAUUGCAAUGAAAUAUUAAAUUUAACAAAUUAUCAAGAUUUGGAAUUUCAACAUGAAAUUUUAAAUACAGAUCAAAAUUUGUAUGAUCAUACAAAUUAUUCUGAACUAUCAUCAUUAGGAACUGUUGAAGGAACAUCAUUUUUUGUAGAUUCAAACAUUAACAAAAUAGAUACUUCACCAAUAGAAAAUUAUUUAAAUCAACCAUUUUCUUCAUUUUUAAAUCUUUAA